AUGGAUUUCGUUGUAGACAAUAGUUGGAUUGUUCCAUAUUCGCCACUUAUUUCCAAAACGUUCAAGACACAUUGCGACGUUGAGUAUUGCAAUUCAGUAAAUUCUAUAAAAUACAUUUGCAAAUAUGCCACGAAAGGCAGCGAUAUGGCGGUUUUUGGCUUCCAAUCCUUCAAUACCAACGAUGAAAUGGCGCGCUAUCGAGUUGGUCGUUAUAUGAACUGCAAUGAAGCGGUUUGGCGUAUAUUUGCAUUCCCUAUUCACAAAUGUCAUCCUACUGUUGUGCAUUUGGCGGUGCAUCUGGAGAAUGGUCAACUAGUAAAUUUCACUGCUUCGAAUGUUGUUCAACGUGCUGAAAUACCUCCAGCGACAACAUUGACCAGUUUCUUUGUGAUCUGCCAAAGCGAUCCGUUUGCACGAACUUUGCUUUACUCGGAGAUGCCACGUUAUUACACUUGGAAUGCUUCAUCGAAGAAGUUUCAACGACGGAAGCAAGGCGAUACGGUUCCUGAUUAUCCGGAUGUGCGUUCUACUGAUGCUCUUGGUCAUAUGUAUACAGUUCAUCCAAAGAAUGGUGAAUGCUUCUAUUUGCGGUUGUUGCUAGUAAAUAUGCGUGGGCCAACGUCAUUUGAGUUACUACCGACUGUUAAUGGUACAAUAUUCCCAAUAUAUCGUGCUGCAAGUGAAGAACUCAAUUUACUAGAAAACGGUACCCAUUGUCCAUCGAACCCAUAA
Molecule: messenger RNA, 732 nt
Organism: Hermetia illucens (black soldier fly)
Lineage: Eukaryota; Metazoa; Arthropoda; Insecta; Diptera; Stratiomyidae
Exons: 1
Coding region: 1-732 (243 amino acids)
Source: RefSeq, a predicted model, not a curated record